Molecule: messenger RNA, 13883 nt
Organism: Leucoraja erinaceus (little skate)
Lineage: Eukaryota; Metazoa; Chordata; Chondrichthyes; Rajiformes; Rajidae
Gene: cacna1g
Product: calcium channel, voltage-dependent, T type, alpha 1G subunit
Exons: 34
Coding region: 296-7090 (2264 amino acids)
Biological process (GO): calcium ion import; membrane depolarization during action potential; calcium ion transmembrane transport
Cellular component (GO): voltage-gated calcium channel complex; plasma membrane; neuron projection
Molecular function (GO): voltage-gated sodium channel activity; low voltage-gated calcium channel activity
Source: RefSeq, a predicted model, not a curated record
GGAGACUUUGUGCCCCAUCCAAGGUUUCCGUGGGGUUCCCGGAGGUUGCAGGUGGUUGCCGGAGGUUGCAGGUUGUGGAAGCAGGUAGGGAGACUGACAAAAACCUCUGGGAACCGCACGGAAACCUCGGGUGGGGCGCAAUGUCUCCAGAGGUUUCCUAAGUGGGACAGGGGCAUAACCGUACAUUUGUGCAUUGCAUGACCUCUAUUUGCUGCCGUUUCAAUGUAUGAUAACUUACUAUCAUGAAGGUAUCUGGAUGCUUCCUUAACUCCCCUAUUUUACAUGGUUUGAACGGAUGAGUAUGUUGGUCAUCUUGCUGAACUGUGUCACCCUUGGAAUGUUCCAGCCCUGUCAGGACAGCACCUGCGAGUCAGAACGUUGCAAAAUUCUGAAGGGAUUUGAUGAUUUCAUCUUUGCAUUCUUUGCUGUGGAGAUGAUUGCCAAGAUGAUUGCGCUGGGUAUCUUUGGACCAAAAUGUUACCUCGGUGACACUUGGAACCGUCUCGAUUUUUUCAUUGUUGUUGCUGGUAUGUUAGAGUAUUCACUGGACCUGCAGAACGUCAGUCUAUCAGCAGUCCGGACCGUGAGGGUCCUGAGACCACUACGAGCUAUUAACCGAGUUCCUAGUAUGCGGAUAUUGGUGACCCUGCUGCUGGACACUUUGCCUAUGUUAGGCAACGUACUUCUCCUCUGUUUCUUUGUCUUCUUUAUUUUCGGCAUUGUUGGGGUCCAACUAUGGGCAGGGCUUCUACGAAACAGGUGCUUUCUUGAAGAAAACUAUACCAUACCUGCCUCCCAAGAGUUGGAUCGAUAUUAUCACACAGAAAAUGAUGAUGAAAACCCCUUCAUUUGCUCUCUCACGAAGGAUAACGGAAUGCGUUAUUGCCGCACUGUGCCACAAAGACGAGUGAACAACAUUGAUUGUACCUUGGAUGAUGCAAGUUACUUCCUGUUACAGGGUAACACCACAAACAAUGCCAGCUGUGUAAACUGGAAUCAGUAUUAUACCCAGUGCCAGCCUGCUGAUCACAACCCAUUCAAAGGAGCCAUCAACUUUGAUAACAUUGGAUAUGCAUGGAUAGCAAUAUUCCAGGUUAUAACCCUUGAGGGAUGGGUUGACAUCAUGUAUUUUGUUAUGGAUGCUCAUUCCUUUUAUAAUUUCAUCUACUUCAUCCUGUUGAUAAUAGUUGGAUCAUUUUUUAUGAUCAAUUUAUGUCUAGUUGUCAUAGCAACCCAGUUUUCUGAAACCAAGCAACGUGAAAGCCAACUGAUGAAGGAGCAGCGAGUUCGCUUCAUGUCCAACGCAAGCACGCUGGCCAGUUUCUCUGAACCAGGGAGCUGCUACGAUGAGCUCUUAAAGUACAUUGGCCACAUGCUGCGGAAGGCCAAGCGCGAGGCCGUGCGCGUUUGCUAUGUCGUGGUGGCCAGAAGGGGAGUGCAGUUUGCCAACAGGAGCGGGCCGCGCGCACAACCCCGCAAGCGGCGGAAACGGAAACGGGCAGGGUCUGUCCAUCACCUAAUUCACCACCAUCAUCAUCACCACCAUUACCACGUGAGCAAUGGAACCCCGCGGGCACCACCAGCCAGCCCGGAAAUCAGCGAUGUGGAAACCAAUUCUGCACACAAUGGUGGCAACAGACUAAUCGUGCUGCCCUCACCUCUGUCCAGUCUGCAAUCCCCCCCUCCUCCUCCAUCACCUACCGCUGCCGCUCCUGGCAAUACUGAAUCUGUCCACAGCAUCUACCAUGCCAACUGUCACAUUGAGCCAAUCCAGUGCAAAUCUUCCCUCAUGCAAGACGUAGGCUUGAUACCCCCAGAUGCACUCCAGAAGAAUUUGGAUAUCAAAAGCUACCCAACCGUGCACCCCAGCUCCCCACACCAGGUGAUCAACCUCAACACCAAAGGUGAGAAGACACUUAAAGAUGCAACAUUGAAUCCUGAUGACGCAAAGGCAAAUCUCAACAUCCCAGCCGGACCAUACCGGAAGAUGCAUCGACUCCUGGAAACACAGAGUGCCGGCCCUUGUAAAGGAUCCUGCAAAUUGUCAGGUCACUGCCUACCUUAUAGCUCUCCCAGUGGAACAGCCGACAUUCUGAACUGCGAUCCACAGAGCUGUCCCAUCUGCAUCAGGAACAAUGAAUCCAAGAUGACGGACAAUGAGACGUUGGAUUCAGAGAGUGAGGGUGUGUAUGAGUUCACACAGGAUGCUCAGUACAAUGACCAACGAGACCCUCAACGCAAGCAACCCAGAACAAAGAAAUGCUGGGCAUUUUGGAACAUGAUCUGCAACACCUGUCGCAAAAUUGUUGACAGCAAAUAUUUUGGUCGUGGAAUAAUGAUUGCUAUUCUCAUCAACACACUAAGCAUGGGGAUUGAAUACCAUGAACAGCCAGAGGAACUAACUAACGCACUGGAGAUCAGCAAUAUUGUCUUCACCAGCCUGUUCGCAUUGGAAAUGCUCUUAAAGAUCUUGGUGUAUGGGCCUUUUGGCUACAUCAAGAAUCCUUACAACAUCUUUGAUGGUAUCAUUGUAGUUAUCAGUGUGUGGGAGAUUGUGGGCCAGCAGGGCGGAGGCCUGUCAGUGCUGCGUACCUUCCGGCUGAUGCGAGUGCUGAAGUUGGUGCGGUUUAUGCCAGCCCUGCAACGCCAGCUGGUGGUCUUGAUGAAAACAAUGGACAAUGUUGCCACCUUCUGUAUGCUGCUGAUGCUAUUCAUCUUUAUCUUCAGUAUUCUGGGAAUGCAUCUUUUUGGCUGCAAGUUUGCAUCAGAAAAGGAAGGAGACACUCUUCCUGACAGAAAGAACUUUGACUCACUUCUCUGGGCUAUUGUAACUGUCUUCCAGAUAUUGACUCAAGAGGAUUGGAACAAGGUCCUCUAUAAUGGGAUGGCCUCCACCUCUCCAUGGGCUGCUUUAUACUUCAUAGCCCUCAUGACAUUUGGGAAUUAUGUUCUCUUUAACUUGUUAGUUGCCAUUUUGGUGGAAGGAUUUCAGACUGAGGGAGAUGUCUCAAAGUCGGACUCAGAGGCUGACUUUUAUUGUCAGAGCCUGGAUGAUGAUAGCGGAAGCAGAAAGGAUCUUCCAAAUACUGCGCUGAUGACAGCAAAUGGUAAUUUGGAUGUUAAAACCAGUCUGACCCCACCGCUCAUCAUCCACACCAAUGCAACACCAAUGCCAACACCAAAGGGGAUGCUUUGUGGUGAUUCUGUGCACAUGUACAGUGAUUCCCGCAGAGGUAGCAAUGUAUCAAUCGAUCCCAAUUACUACGAGCAGAAGUCACCGUCGAGUGCACGUAGCUCCCCCUACGCCCCUUGGAGCACAGCCAGUAGCUGGAACAGUCGGCGCUCGAGCUGGAACAGCCUUUGCCGAGCACAAAGCCUAAAGCGCAAGCAUCAGUCUGGGGAACGAAAGUCCCUCCUCUCGGGUGAUGGCAAAGAAAGUUCUGAAGAAGGAGAUGGAUCUGAGGAUGAGAAAGCCAGUCGUGCAGGUGGAGAGAGGGGGCCUACUCCUCUGCGCCUGGAAUCUCUGGAGAUGAAGAGUUCUUUCGAUAUUCCUGAAACCCUGCAGGUGCCCAGUCUUCACAGAUCCCCCAGCAUCCAUAGCAGCAGGACCCCACCACUAGACUGCCAGGACUGUAAUGGUAAGAUGUCCCCAGUCAACAUGCUACGCCAGUUCCAAGUGGAUGAACAGCGAGCUGAGUUCGAGAAUGCUGAAGAUGAAGUUGAUAUGAGCAAAGGCACACAGUUGCUGGCAUGGAUUCAAAGCAAGCUGCCACCAUGUUUCAAGGAGCGGGAGGGAUGGUCGCUCUAUCUUUUCCCACCACAGUCCAAGAUUCGACAUGUUUGCAGCAGAAUUGUUUCACACAAGAUGUUCGACCACAUAGUUCUUGUUAUUAUCUUCCUGAACUGCAUCACUAUUGCCAUGGAGAGACCUAAGAUUGAUCCUAAGAGUGCAGAGCGAAUCUUCUUGACACUCUCGAACUAUAUCUUCACAGUGAUCUUCCUGAGUGAGAUGGCAGUAAAGCUGGUUGCAAUGGGCCUUAUUUUUGGGAAGAAGACUUAUCUCAAGAGCUCUUGGAACAUUCUGGAUGGGCUACUGGUGAUGAUAUCAGUCAUCGAUAUUCUAGUCUCCAUGGUCUCAGAUAGUGGAACGAAAAUUCUUGGAAUGCUGCGGGUCCUUCGACUGUUGCGCACCCUGCGGCCUCUCCGGGUAAUCAGCCGAGCACCAGGUCUUAAACUCGUUGUUGAAACACUCAUGUCCUCCCUGAAGCCCAUUGGGAAUAUUGUGGUCAUCUGCUGUGCAUUUUUCAUCAUCUUUGGCAUCCUAGGUGUCCAGCUCUUCAAAGGGAAGUUUUACUUCUGUUUUGGGGAAGACAUAAGAAAUGUUACCAACAAAUCUGACUGUAUUCAAGGCAACUACAUGUGGAUCCGACACAAGUACAACUUUGACAACUUGGGGCAGGCCCUGAUGUCCUUGUUUGUUCUUGCAUCGAAGGAUGGGUGGGUUGACAUUAUGUAUGACGGUUUGGAUGCAGUAGGGGUGGAUCAACAGCCGGUCAUGAACAACAACCCAUGGAUGCUCCUUUACUUUAUCUCCUUCCUGCUCAUCGUGGCCUUCUUUGUGCUGAACAUGUUUGUCGGGGUGGUGGUGGAGAACUUCCACAAGUGCCGGAAGCACCAGGAGGUGGAGGAGGCCAAGCUGCGCGAGGAGAAGCGUCUCCGACGCAUGGAGAAAAAGAGACGGAAAGCACAGUGUAAACCUUAUUAUUCUGAUUAUUCUCCUACUCGCCUUUUCAUCCACAAAAUGUGCACAAGUCAUUACUUGGAUUUGUUCAUCACGGUUGUGAUUGGGCUGAAUGUAAUCACCAUGGCAAUGGAACAUUAUCAGCAGCCAAAGAUCCUUGAUGAGGCGCUUAAGAUCUGUAACUACAUCUUCACGAUUAUCUUUGUCCUGGAGUCUGUAUCCAAAUUAGUGGCCUUUGGUUUCCGCCGGUUCUUCAAGGAUAGAUGGAACCAGCUGGACUUAGCUAUUGUAUUGUUAUCCAUUAUGGGAAUCACCCUUGAAGAGAUUGAGGUGAAUGCUUCUCUGCCAAUCAACCCCACUAUUAUUAGAAUCAUGAGAGUGCUCCGGAUUGCUAGAGUCCUCAAGCUCCUGAAGAUGGCAGUCGGAAUGAGAGCCUUGCUGAACACAGUAAUCCAGGCUCUACCACAGGUCGGAAAUCUUGGCCUCUUGUUCAUGCUGCUGUUUUUCAUAUUUGCAGCUCUUGGAGUUGAACUUUUCGGGGACCUAGAAUGUAAUAUCGAUCAUCCCUGUGAGGGUUUGGGACGACAUGCCACUUUCCGAAAUUUUGGGAUGGCUUUCCUCACCUUGUUCCGAGUAUCAACUGGAGACAACUGGAAUGGAAUAAUGAAGGAUACAUUACGAGAUUGUAACCAAGAGGGCACAUGUUACAACACAGUCGUGUCCCCAAUCUACUUUGUCUCAUUCGUACUGACAGCUCAGUUUGUGCUGGUAAACGUCGUCAUCGCGGUGCUGAUGAAACAUCUGGAGGAGAGCAAUAAAGAGGCGAAAGAGGAGGCAGAACUUGACGCAGAGCUGGAACUGGAAUUAAAAAUGUUAAAUACCAAUCAAGGCAAUAUGGACAGUAUUACUUGGGGAGGCAGUGAAGGAAGAGAUGCAGGUGACAGUCCGGGAAGUCCGUCUGAGUCGCUCCAAAUCAAAAUGGAUUCACCAUUUUCUUUAGAACCACCACUGGACAAGCAAUUUUUUGACAACGUCUCCCUGCUGAUCCAAGGUUCGUUGGAAGGAGAGCUAACCCUCAUGGACAAUCUCUCGGGUUCAGUUUGCCACAACUAUGCCAUCCCACAGCAAAACAAAUGCUGCACUGAGAAACAGGCUGAGCACACUCAAGAACAAGAUGUGAAGAAGGAGAUCCAAGAGAAGAACCUUCUCACUGUGCGGAAACCGUUUGUUGGCCGCACACACUCUCUGCCCAAUGAUAGCUACAUGUUUCAGCCUGUCAACCCCGCUCCAUUAGAAGGUCUGCAGGGGUCAGAAAAUGAUCACAAGACACAGUCUGGUUCAACCACAUCGGUUCGUUCACAGCCCACAGGCACCAGUGGCCACCUCCAAGUUCCUAUGGAGUUCCUCCCUGUCAGCCAUCAGAACAGUUCUGAUUCUGAAAAUAUCCCGAAGAUUCCUCCCCCUCGGAAACCUCUGAGCGCCCACAGAAUGCUGCGUAGACAGGUCGCUGUAACAAAUGACUCUCUGGAUCCACUGUAUACGGAGUCUAAGGAAAAUUUGCAGAUACAGCCUAAUAAUGAACCUUCGUCCUUGAAUGUGUCUGUGCCCUGUGUGUCUGCUGUACAACCGUCUAUGGUGUUAGUGCCUGCCUCACCCAACUCACCAACCAAACACAGUGUCCACAUCCAACAACACAGUCAUAACCAGAGAAACAUUACUAAUUAUGUGACUUCCCCACGUCACAUUCGGAACCCGUUGAGGGAACUCCCUGACUCAGCAGACCAGGAAGUCUCACAAAUCAACAGCAACAAGAGAGCUGCCAAACCUCCCGUGUGCCCCCCACUACCCACAAAAAUCUGCAGCAGCACAGGAAACCUCACGAUGAAGGACAUCAAAAAGUUCUACAGUGUGGAUGCGCAAGGAUUCUUGGCCAAGCCCCCAUCGUGGUUAAAUGAUCUUCGGAGACAUUCAAUUGAGAUCUGCUCAUCUGUUGAAGCAAGUCCUCAGCACCGUUUGUCAUCAUCAUGUUAUGCCGUUGGCCAAGCAGAGUCUGAACAGGAGAGUAGCGUGCAAGUAGUGCGACAAAAGCAGAAAAUGAGUCCUCCCUGCAUUUCGAUAGACCCGCCAGAGGGCCAGCGCACUACGCUGCAAGGAACUCACGGACAAUUGUCUUCUAAUGACAUGUGCUUGAGAAGGCGUGCUCCAUCUUGUGACUCAGCACUUCACAGAGACUCUGUUGACCUUGGAGACCCACCGCCUCCUGAAACCACGCCAGCCUCACCAUCCCCGACAAGGGAUUUGCUGACUCUUCCCAGUUUUUCCCUGGAUCAAACUGAGACCGACCAUUGAACGAAAGUGUUUGUUUGUUUUUGUUGCCAAAAAAAACCACAAUUUAUUUUCCAUUCCUAACAUCAACAAAAAUAUCUGCAUUUUGACAGGCACUGGAGGUCAAGCCCCCAUCAACACCCUUCACCCCAUCCAGACAGUCACCAAGGGUAUGGAGCCCUGCCUUGCCAGAGCAUGCUGCUCUGCCUUGCAGUCAAGCAGAUGGUUUUGACUGACCACUUAGUCCAGUGCAGUGGAGCGUCACUUUUUUUUAAAUGCACAAGGGUAUUUUCAUUUGAAAUUGAAUGUAAUACAUCAAGUGGCAAUAUUUUCUCAAAAACUUUCAGAACAUUCCAAAGUUUACUUUGGAUCUCAGAUUGGGACAUUAACGAUGGGCCUGCUAUCAGCAUUCCCAGAAUGUUUUAAGGUGUUAAUUGAAGCUAAUUUAAAGUCCAAUGAAUUGGUCUGGACAUUUUCUUUAUUCCCUUUAAGGCAUAAAGCAAAGAUCCAGUCAUUAAUAUAUUUAGAAAAUAUAUAUAUAAAUAAAGUAACAUGCAAUAUUUACUCAGUUUGUGUGCUUAAGUGAAAUUAUUGGUGCCUGGUAUCAAAAAAUGGCACUCCACUGUAACCGUGACUCUUAUGGUCAUCUCAGCUUGUAAAAGAUGGCAUAAGCAUGAGACAAUAUUAAAAUGUAGUUGCUGUCAUUGGUUUUAGUUAUCUUGCAGGGUCCUAUUGUUUCCAGAGUUUAUUUCCCAAUCACAUUUUUACUUAUUUAUUUAUUAAUUGGUUUGCUCCUUGGAACAUUGGUUGAAUUUUAGCUACUCGUAUUAGUUUGGUAAAUUGACGGCAUUUACAUUUUAAAAGAUUCAAAUGAACCUGACGCUUCUUAAACCAUAUUGACUGCAGGCAUUCUCAAGGUUCUAAGGAAUUAUUCUGCAAUUUCUUUCCCCAAAUUUAAUGGUUCUCCAUUCGUUAACAUGAACUCAGUACAUUUCAGUUCAUAUGGAUGUUAUUGUGCAGAGAGAUAUGUUUGCAAAAGUGUGUGGGGAUAGUGCCAUCAAAUGGCCAUCGCUAAAUCAUGACAGGAGCCUGUAUUAGAUAUAGUGAAAAAUUCCACUCACAGUUAACACUGGAAAAUAUAAUAACCAUAGUCUUUUGAAUUUAUUUUAAAGUUUUAAAUAGUUUCCCAAAUCAGUAAAUUAUCUAACACAGCAUCUUCUGCACAUUGGAAAAUAUAUCUCCAUUUACCAAGCAUCAUUCGCUACUUUCCAUGUCCAGGGUUUUGUAGUAAUUAGUAAAGGAGGGGAGGGGGUGGAAUUCUAAAAUGUAAUAAUUAUGGCUGGUGGCCCUUUAAAAUACCCACUGCUUUAAAAAUUAUUUCUUGAAUUCAACCUCACAGCCAGCUUGUUAGGCAUGGUGAAGGUUUCUGAUAUUCCAGGUAAUGGCAUCUCUUUCAGCAAUGCGGUCCACAAACAUCCAGUCAGGAUGGAACCUCAUGCAUCACUAUUUCUAUUACCAAAUCAAUAUUUAUCGUCAAAACAUGAAAUUGUGCAGAAUAGGAGUGCAAUUAAUUGCAGAAAGAGUAUCACAUUUCUAAGUGAGGAUUUUUAUUGUCCAUAUUUAAGAAGCAUUAAUUAUUAUUAUUUUUGUGAGUGCUGCACACAUUCAAUUAAAGGCCUCUGAAUGUUUCAAAGAAAUACAUUACUGGGUAAUUUCCCGCAACAGUUUCAGCCACAUUGUUCAUGCCAUCUAGCGAGUCUAUGAUUAAAUGUGAUGUCUCCAGUAGAAAUCAGCCAAAAUUUCCAAAUAAUGGAACAACUUGAAUUGAAACCCAAAGGCUUUUAACAGUGACUGCUUAAAUAAAAGAUCUAAAUUUAGGUCAUCUCAUGUGAGGCAAUCAGGCCAUAUUGAAAUUACACCAAGCAUCUCUUAGGAGUGUUGAAAAAUUGUGGUACUACAGAUGACAAAGAAUAAAUUGUUCUGUUGUCCAAUAUAUGGAGCAGUAUUUAAGUCCCUCACUUUCUUAGGGCACAUACCCAGCCAAUGACUGUCCAGUGCACGCUCUUUGAGAACAUUUGACAUUGUACCUUCAUAGCUCAAUCACAUUGAUUCAGUUAGUUCAAAGCACACCAGCACUUUAACAUUGCAGACCGCCGUAUCAUUCUGUGUGAUACAGUGAUCUUUACCAUUGCUAGUUUGUGUGUGCAUGGGUGGGCGAGUGUAUGUGAAUAAAUGUAUAAUCAUUUGUCAGUAUUCUGUAGGUUAUCCAUCUACAGCUAUUGCACAUAUAUUAUAGGACCAUUUUUGUUACGACCUUAACCAGCUAGAAAAUAUCUUUAUUUAAAUGUAAGUAUUUGUAACAAGUACUUUGGGCUUGAAUAGAAAUAACUCCAACACAAGGAGACAGUAAUCGACAUUGUAAAACUUUAAGAGGUUUAAAACUGGCCACUGCUGCAACCUGUUUCUUCCUCUCCUGUUAUCUUCCAUAUAGAAUACAUUGCAGAGAAAAUACUGAUUAAAAUAGACCCAGUGCAGUGCAAUGUUAAUAUUUAUGUAGUAUAUACUGUAUUAUAGAGAAAUUGGAUUUAAUAGUUGUUCAAUUCUACGCUGUAUUCAGGUAUUUUUGGAGCAUAUAGUGGGUCUACCAACCAGGGCAUCAAAAUGAGAAGCUAAAUUAGGCUAGACAAAAAUUCUGGAGAAACUCAGCCAGUGAGGCAGCAUCUAUGGAGCGAAGGUAUAGGUGACAUUUCUUCAAACCGAUUUUUCCAGCAUCUGCAGUUCUUUCUUAAACUAAAUUAGGCUGAAUGAAUUCUUAAGAUUCUUCUGAGUUAAUGUAGGCGAUCAUCUUGAACAUUCAGAAUCGUGAUGUAUGGAAUUUUGUUGAUCUCUUUAUUGCUCCUUUUGGAUGCAUUGAUUGAUAGUUGUAAAGUGUUUUCCAAUUAAAGGAUUGCCAUCACAAUCAAAUACUUGGAUGGGUUAUAAAAACGAUGUAACAUUAAAGUUCUGUGGUUCAGCCCAAACUCUCUGACUCCCUUGUUUACUAUCAGAACCUAAAUGGCAGAAUGCUGAAUUUUAACCUGAAUUAGACGAAUCAGCCCAACAUCAUCAAGCACCUGACAAACUUAGUGAUUUGCUGCCAAAUGGCAGGAGGGAAACAAUUUCCUAAAAAGGAACAGUUUAGAACAAGUAAGUUUAACAUUAUAUUUAAAACUAAACAUUUCAAGAGUGGGAACCACUACUUCACUAAAAUAAUUGUAAGCUUCCUCCAUCUGACUAGUGGGGUACACCAAGGCUCGGUGCUGGGACUGCAGCUAUUUACAAUAUUCAUCAAUGAUUUAGAUGAAGGGAUUCAAAGAACCAUCAGCAAAUAUGCAGAUGACACAAAGCUGGGUGUGGCAGUGUGAACUGUGAGGAGGAUGCUAUGAGGAUGCAGGGUGACUUUGCCAGGUUGGGUGAGUGGGCAGAUGCAUGGCAGAUGCAGUUUAAUGUGGAUAAAUGUGAGGUUAUCCACUUUGGUGCCAAAAACAGGAAAGCAUAUUAUUAUCUGAAUGGUGUCAAGUUGGGAAAAGAGGACGUACAAAGAAAUCUGGGGGUCCUUGUUCAUCAGUCACUGAAAGUAAGCAUGCAGGUACAACAGACAGUGAAGAAAGCUAACGGCAUGUUGGACUUCAUAACAAGAGGAGUUGAGUAUAGGAGUUGUACAGGGCCCUAGUGAGACCACACCUGGAGUAUUGCGUGCGGUUUUUGUCUCCAAAUUUGAGGAAGAACAUUCUUGUUAUUCGUGCAGUUCACGAGGUUAAUUCCCGGCAUGACGGGACUGUCAUAUGUUGAUAGAAUGGGGCGGCUUGGCUUGUAUACUCCGGAAUUUAGAAGGAUGAGAGGUGAUCUUAUUGAAACAUAUAAGAUUAUUAAGAGAUUGGACACACUAGAGGCAGGAAACCGAGUCCAGAACCAGGGGCCACAGUUUAAGAAUAAGGGGUAGGUCAUUUAGAAUGGAGAUGAGGAAAAACUUUUUCACCCAGAGAGUUGUGAAUCUGUGGAAUUCUCUGCCUCAGAAGGCAGUGGAGGCCGAUCUCUGGAUGCUUUCAAGAGAGAGUUAGAGCUCUUCAGGGGAUAUGGUGAGGGCAGGAACGGGGUACUGAAUGUGGAUGAUCAGCCAUGAUCACAGUGAAUGGCGGUGCUGGAUCGAAGGGCCGAAUGGCCUACUCCUGCACCAAUUGUCUAUUGGAAAUGCAGUUGAGGUUGGGAGUUAAUUGAAAACUUCAAAAUUAGAUUAAUAUUUUGUUAAAUUAAUAUGAAUCAAUAUGAAUAUCAAUGAAUAUGGAGCCAAUUGGCUAACUCUACAGAAAACCAUACAUCUAGUCAGUCUCAAAGCAUUCUGUCCCAUUCCUGUUUAAAUGUUCCUGAUAAAAUUGUCCAAAAAAGGCAUAAGAAGAUCAAAAUUAACAAACUCAGAGAAAGAUAAAUGGCAACACACAUUUUGGUUCACCAAAUUGUUCUCCUGUUCAGUCCAAACUUUAAACAAUUCAUCAUUUAUUCUUUAGCUUUGGUAAAAACUUGCUUUCACUGGCAAGGUAAUACAACAUGUUCCUGAAGUCUUAAAAGCAGUAUUUUCAUUUUUAAUGUGCUUCACAUUUUCCCAUUAAAGAAAUAAGAGUCUUAUUGAGAAUAAGUGUCCCUUGCCAUUAAAUUCCCUUAAUUUGUUCCAUUCAGUACCUCCGCAAUGAUAUAAAAAAAUCUCAUACAAUUUCCCACCUGAAGUUCAGGAGAAAAUAAUGUCCACAAUUCUCGAGCACCGCUAGCUAAUGGUUGCAGAUAAUCAGUUUAAUUCUCAUGCAAACAGUUCUUUAGAUGGCCACGUUCCCAAUUAAUAGAUUUUCCCAAAGAUAGAUUUACAUUUGAAUAAAGCUUAGUGCUGGGGUACUGUUGGCUAUAUCACAGAUGUAUGAAUGAUUUAAAAUAUGAAUGAAUGAAUAAUGACUUUAAGCACUAUCUUUUUUUUUCAUCAAGUAUGCCCUUGAAAUUAUUACAGUUCUGCAUCAGAAAACAGGAACAGGUUUCAAGCAGACUGGUCCUUUUAAAAAAAUACUUUGUUCAUUAUUAAAACAAAUACAAAAAGGAAGGCUAUUUGCAUUUGUUUUAAUCAUUACCUGGGGGAAGCAGAAAAGAACAGGCAAAGGAAUAAAAUGUGGAAAAGGUGACAUUCUGCUUCAACGUUUGUAUAUCUGUUUUAAAAACUUAUUGUAAGACUAUUAAAGCUGUAGAGAGACUAUUUUUGAAAAAAAAAAGUUAAAAAAUGAAAAAGCUACUUCAUGACAGAGUUGUUUCAUCUUGCAAAUUAAUACUUCCAGGUUAUAAAAAGGUAUUUAAGAGGGAAAAUUCUGGUUUCAGCUCUUUCCAAAUUAUUAAAUAUAAAUAACAGCUAUUAAAAUAACAGAUGAGGGCAUUAGGAUUACAAGUCAAACAGAUAUUGUGAUUUAAAUUGAAAAUGGUAUUUUGCAGAAAAAUGAGGAACACUAUUUGUAAUGAAAGUGCAUUCAUUAUUAGACAGCAGGAAGAUGUCUGACACUGAAUGUCCAGCAUCUUUUUGCUAUCAAGCCAUGGAAUAUUCAUGUCACCAUAAGGUUUAAUUUUGGGAAGAAUUACAUUUAAAACUUAAAACAACAAUAGAAGUAUUGACUUUUAAUUGACAGUGUUUAAUUCAUCAACAAUUACCUGGAGAUUUUGUAGGUUUGAUAACCAUAAUCACCAUUUAAUGAAUGAUGGACUGUUUAGUCUAAUACUUUGCAGGCCCAUUCCCUCGCAGGUUCUAAGGUAUAUAAAUUAUUUUAACUGGUUGAGUUUAUCAGUUAAAAUGAGUAUGUGAAUCUUCUGUAAAUUCAUUUUUUGUACAGGAAGUAGAUAUUUUAGUCUAAUACCGACUGGAAAAUUAAACAUAUUUAACAAUAUAUAUUUAUAUCCUUACUGUUACCAACAUGAACUGAAUCCUCUGAAAAGUCAAUGUGCAAACUUUACGAUGACACAAUGGCUACACUUAAUACAAAAUACAUAGGUGAUAGAGUGACACACACUAACAAAUCACACACUAACGCUCCUGUUCCUGCUGGCUUGUAAGCGAGGGAGAACCCCAGCUUUCCAGUGUCUGGAGAUCAGUUUGGAAAAUAAUGUCAGUAAAAGUCCAAAUUCACUUAGAAUGGACUGGUGCCAAAUGGCUUCACUGUUUCUUUUCCACAACAGUGGCAAGGGAAUCUCCAAUGGCAAAACAGAGAGUAUGUGCAUCCAAUAGCAACCAUGUCUUGUACUAACACAUGUGCUCCAUAUUCUUGUGCAAAAUGUUGGUUCCUUUUAGAUAAGCUGUGUCCUGAUUUUCUCUAAUGUUUAUGCAGUAGACCAAUUUUUAUGUAGUUGAAAAUGAAUUUAAAAUUAUGCUUUAAAAUAAAUAGAGAAGAUUCUGAGUGUGUCAUUCCUGCCCUCAUUUGCUGUGAUAUAUAUUGAGUAAACAUCAUCAUCAAUACUCUUCAGGAAGAAGGGUGAGGAGGAUGGAGAUUUAGGGUGGCAUACACUGAUAGUUUAGAACACGUGUGCAUUAGGAAAGAGGAAGUGUUAGAUAUAUUGAUGUACAUUCAGGUGGACAGAUACAGAGGCCAUGAUGAAAUCUAUUGCAAAGUAGAGGGAGGAACAUGCUGAUAUUUUUGCAAGAUCUUUAUCAAGUGAAAUACCAGAAGACUGAAGGAUAGCUAAAGUUGCUCCCAUAUUCAAGGAGACUUGUAGGGAUAAGCAAGUAAACUAUAGGCCAUUUGAACAGUACAUUAAUAGU